GUCAAACUAUGGUGUAAUUACACAAAUUAACAAUAGUACGAAUAAAAAAAGAGACCACUAACUGUCACUGGCAUUUCAGUGUAUAAUUUACUUUUGAAACGGGUUGUUGUCAAAAUUGAAUUGUGAAAAUUAUUGCAAAGUAUUUACAAAUCGCGCAUAGUGUGUGCUCUUUAUUAUUAGGCGAAAGGGAGCUUUAGUAUUUUUUUUAUUCAUUGUUUUUGUGGUUGUGAUACUAAAAAUGGAUAACAAUAGAUAUUAUAGCGGUCACAAUAGUAAUGGUCAUGCAAGCGAUGAUCCAGGCCCAAUUCCAGACCGAUGGCUAGAAUGUCCGCGUAUAGCAAAUACAUUCAUUACCAGCAAAUUUUUGGCAUUCAAAACUCCAUUAAGUGCACGUUUUUCAUCAAAAAUGGAACCAAAAUACCAUUUUCCACCCGAAAUGGUGUUCGGAUGGAUGAGAAUUGAAAAGAAGAAACUCGGACUUUGGAUUGAUUUGACAAAUACAACACGCUUCUAUAAUCGACGUGAUAUUGAAGUACGUGAUUGCGAAUAUAAGAAAUUAAAGUGUCGUGGUCAUGGCGAGACACCAUCAUUAGAACAAACACAAGCAUUCAUCGAAAUUGUUGACGCAUUUUCAAAAGAGCAUCCAUUGGAUUAUGUUGGUGUGCAUUGUACGCACGGUUUCAAUCGAACGGGAUUCCUGAUUGUUUCAUAUAUGGUUGAACGGAUGGAUUGUGAUGUAUCAGCAGCAAUCAUGGCAUUCGCACAUGAACGACCACCGGGCAUUUACAAACAAGACUACAUUGAUGAACUAUACAAUCGCUAUGAUCCAACCGAGGAUCAAAGAGCAGAGGCUCCACCAAGACCGGCAUGGUGCUUGGAAUACGACGAUGGUGAUGGUGAUCAAAGUUACAAUAAUUACAGUUCUUCCGGUCAGUCAAGCACAAAUGCAGUUAAACGAAAAUAUGAAAAUGGUUCCACAACAAAUGAAUUUGAUGAUGCCGAUGAUGAGCCAGAUGAUGCAAGAAAUGGUGAAAGCAGUACCGGUUCCGAAAGUGGUACAAAAAAGAAGCGACGAAAGGAAUUUCUCAAUUUGAAUGCAACGUUUAUGGCUGGUAUACAAGGUGUAAACCUGGUAACGGAUCAGCCACGACUUGGUGAAUUACAAGAAACCAUUCGGAAAAUGUGCAAAUUUGAAGGGAACGGAUUUCCAGGCUCUCAGCCCGUUUCAAUGGACAUGAAAAAUUUACGACUGUUAACCGAAAAACCAUAUCGUGUAUCGUGGAAAGCAGAUGGAACACGUUACAUGAUGUUGAUUCGCAAAGAAAAAGAAAUUUACUUCUUUGAUCGUGACAAUUCUUGUUUUCAAGUAACCGGCAUUCGAUUUCCGUGUCGCGAUGACCUAAAUACUCAUAUCUAUGACACCCUCAUCGAUGGUGAAAUGGUAAUCGACAAAGUGAAUGGUCAAAGCAUCCCACGGUAUUUGGUGUACGAUGUCGUAUGCUACAAUGGAACCAGUUACAUGGAAUAUGAAUUCCAUUCAGAACAAUUGUUCACCCGACUGAAAUGCAUCAAAGAAAAUAUUAUAGAGCCGCGCUAUGAGGCAAUGAAACGUGGGUUAAUAAAUAAAAUGCGUGAACCGUUCAGUGUACGUGAUAAGGAAUUUUGGGAUGUGACACAAGCGAAAAAACUUCUCGGACCAAAAUUCACAAAAAAUCUAGGCCAUGAACCAGAUGGUCUUGUCUUCCAGCCAUCAGUCGAUCCAUAUAUUCCCGGUCAAUGUAAUGUUGUAUUGAAAUGGAAACCAUUAAAUAUGAAUUCCGUUGAUUUCAAGCUGAAAAUUGGCACAGAAAGUGGUGCUGGGAUUGUAACUAGAAAAGUUGGAUAUUUGUAUGUCGGUGGACUGGAUCAUCAUUUCGAUACGAUCAAAGUGUCAAAACAGCUGAAGGAUUACGACAACAAAAUCAUCGAAUGCAAAUACGAGAACAAUCAAUGGGUUUUCAUGCGUGAAAGAACGGACAAAUCGUUUCCAAAUAGCUUCAACACUGCUAGCGCUGUAUGUGCAAGUAUAAGAGAACCGGUGACCACCGAAAUUUUGGAAGAAUACAUUGAAAGGAAUAGAUACAGAAAUUUAGUGCCGCCACCCCGAUUUUUUUGAACAACGCCCAUUCUACAUGAUGCAACAAACAACAAAACAAAAACGACCAAUCUAUUAUUACAAUAGAAUAAAAUGUACAUUACUUUCUUUUAAAGUACGAACAUAUUGAUUUGUACGCUCAAAAACAACUGUAAUUGCAUGAUUCAGGCGAAUGAAGAAACGCACAGAAACAUCAAAAUUAAGAUAGUUGUUCAAUAAAAUGAUUAUUCUAGAAAAUACA
Molecule: messenger RNA, 2375 nt
Organism: Contarinia nasturtii (swede midge)
Lineage: Eukaryota; Metazoa; Arthropoda; Insecta; Diptera; Cecidomyiidae
Gene: mRNA-cap
Product: mRNA-capping enzyme
Exons: 7
Coding region: 239-2155 (638 amino acids)
Biological process (GO): dephosphorylation; 7-methylguanosine mRNA capping
Molecular function (GO): mRNA 5'-triphosphate monophosphatase activity; mRNA guanylyltransferase activity; protein tyrosine/serine/threonine phosphatase activity
Source: RefSeq, a predicted model, not a curated record